Molecule: messenger RNA, 1077 nt
Organism: Rasamsonia emersonii CBS 393.64
Lineage: Eukaryota; Fungi; Ascomycota; Eurotiomycetes; Eurotiales; Trichocomaceae
Product: DNA-directed RNA polymerase
Exons: 2
Coding region: 1-1077 (358 amino acids)
Biological process (GO): transcription by RNA polymerase III
Cellular component (GO): RNA polymerase III complex
Source: RefSeq, a predicted model, not a curated record
AUGGCCGCCGCGGGGGGUUCCUCGCGAGGCGCCGCGGCUCUUGCCUCGGAGCUCUAUGAGAAAUGUCGCAGCAAAUACUCGGAAGACCAUCUCAUCUAUCAGCAGGAUCUUCUGAGUUUGGGGGUGAUCCCGAAUAAUGACUUGAACCUCUUGUUGGAAUGCACCCAGUCGCUGGUCGACCAGAAACUGUUCCGUACACACCAGGACAAGGAUGAUCGUUUGGCAUGGAAACUCAUCUCCCAGAAGGAUGCUGAAAGACUUCAAAACCUCAGUCCCAACGAGAGUCUGAUCUACGAUGUUAUCCACUCCACCGGUCGUGCGGGCAUUUGGAUCCGUCCUCUCAAGGCUCGCACAAAUCUCCACAAAUCAAUUAUAGACCGCUGUCUCAAGUCACUGGAAAGCAAGAACUAUAUCAAGUCCGUUCAAAAUGUCAGGUUCCCAGGCAGGAAGGUUUACAUGUUGGCUGAACUUACACCGAGUGAAGAUGUGACGGGAGGCGCAUGGUUCACCGAUGGCGUAUUGGACGCCGAAUUCAUCAAUGUUUUGUCGGAUUUUAUCGAGCACUAUGUCAGCAAAAGGAGCUGGUAUGAGGUUCCCACCUCCCGCACAGACAAACAUCACGCCAAACGUCAGAAAGUCAGCGGCGGUGACGUUAAGUCCGACUCGGAGAAACAGUAUCUUCCCUUCCCGGCCGGAUACCAGCACUACCCAACAGUCAAAGACAUCACGGCCGAAGUGAACAAGGUCGGUAUUACGCCUGUGACCCUAAACGAUGAGAGCGUUGCGCAGCUGCUCGACAUGCUCUGCUACGAUAACAAACUGGUCGCGUUGAAUAAUGGCCUAAAUUAUAAGGCUGUCAAAAAACCAAACAAUGUCAGACUGGCUUCAAAGACGCGUGGGGAAGGGGAUACCGCCGUGGCGAACGAACAAUUUGAAGCUUGGCUCGGCAGGAAUGGCAUGGUUGAGGCGCCGUGUGGACAGUGUCCCGUGUUCAAACUGUGUCAACCCGGCGGAGCCGUCAGUCCAGAGAAUUGCGAAUACUUUGAUUCCUGGCUAGAAAAAGCGCUUGGUUUUUGA